AUGUCCUGGUUCCAAAAGUCGCUCACCCUCCCCUCGAAAUCCCGGGGCUCCUACCUCAUCACUGACACGAUCCUGAAGGAGCUGCCCGAGAUAAGAGGGUACAAGGUGGGCCUGCUGAACCUGUUCAUCCAGCACACGAGCUGCGCGCUGAGCCUGAACGAGAACUGGGACGAGGAUGUCCGGGAGGACAUGAGCGAUGCGCUGGAUCGCAUCGCGCCCGAGGAUAGGAAGGGCGAGCUGUACAGGCACAGUGCCGAGGGGCUGGAUGAUAUGCCUGCACAUAUCAAGAGCGCGUUGAUUGGGGCGAGUGUCACGAUCCCGAUCAAGGACGGCAAGCUGGCGACUGGGACGUGGCAGGGCAUCUGGUACCUGGAGUUUCGGGCGAGCAAGCAUCAACGUAAGGUGGUGGCUACUAUUCAGGGAGAGAAGAUUUGA
Messenger RNA from Drepanopeziza brunnea f. sp. 'multigermtubi' MB_m1, 435 nucleotides. RefSeq lists its product as uncharacterized. The record is from RefSeq and is a predicted model, not a curated record. Lineage: Eukaryota; Fungi; Ascomycota; Leotiomycetes; Helotiales; Drepanopezizaceae.